Molecule: messenger RNA, 613 nt
Organism: Neogale vison (American mink)
Lineage: Eukaryota; Metazoa; Chordata; Mammalia; Carnivora; Mustelidae
Product: lysine-specific demethylase 4B-like
Exons: 1
Coding region: 146-613 (155 amino acids)
Biological process (GO): chromatin remodeling
Cellular component (GO): nucleus
Molecular function (GO): histone H3K9 demethylase activity
Source: RefSeq, a predicted model, not a curated record
CCGAGGGCGGGCCGCGCGCGCCGCCUCAGGAACCGUCACCAUUGCUGGGACCUGAUAAGGAACCUGUGCCAGUUCCCGGGGCACCUCUUCUCACGGUCUUGGCUACAACCAGUCUCCAAAGUGUGACAGCUUCUCCGCGGCAGCCAUGGGGUCUGAGGAUCAUGGGGCCCAGAACCCGAGCUGUAAAAUCAUGAAGUUUCGCCCAACCAUGGAGGAAUUUAAGGACUUCAACAAAUACGUGGCCUACAUCGAGUCCCAGGGAGCCCAGCGGGCGGGCCUGGCCAAGAUCAUUCCCCCAAAGGAGUGGAAGCCCUGGCAGACGUACGAUGACAUCGAUGAUGUGGUCAUCCCGGCACCCAUCCAGCAGGUGGUCACGGGCCAGUCAGGCCUCUUCACACAGUACAACAUCCAGAAAAAGGCCAUGACUGUCGGGGAGUACUGCCGCCUGGCCAACAGCGAGAAGUACUGUACGCCGCGGCACCAGGACUUCGAUGACCUGGAGCGCAAGUACUGGAAGAACCUGACCUUCGUGUCCCCAGUCUACGGGGCAGACAUCAGCGGCUCUCUGUACGACGACGAUGUGGCCCAGUGGAACAUUCCGGAGCCUAAUUAA